Molecule: messenger RNA, 2231 nt
Organism: Durio zibethinus
Lineage: Eukaryota; Viridiplantae; Streptophyta; Magnoliopsida; Malvales; Malvaceae
Product: actin-related protein 4-like
Source: RefSeq, a predicted model, not a curated record
AACAUAAAAGCCCAAAUCACAUUCAAAGAAAAAUAAAGAAAACUUUCUUCCCCGCUUCCCACUUCGCCGGGCCUCUCUGCCCCAAGCCGCCGACGACCGCCUCUCCUCGUGCCUAGCCACCACAUCUGGCAUUGGCGCUGCCGCAGUUCUCUCUUCCUUUUUCUCCGCGCGUCUCUAUUCCCUCCGGUGUCGCUUUCUUUCACUGUGAGUUGCAGCCAUGUACGGAGGGGAUGAAGUAUCGGCUAUAGUGAUAGACCUAGGGUCUCACACUUGCAAAGCUGGUUAUGCCGGCGAAGAUGCUCCCAAGGCUGUGUUUCCUUCUGUUGUGGGGUCCAUUGAUCAAAUGGAUGCCGAUGAUGACAACGAAAACAACGAUUCUGAGACUAACAACAAUAAUGUUGAUUCCAACAAACCCAAGGGAAAACGCAGAUUGUAUGUAGGCUCUCAAGCCUUGGGUCUUCGACGCGAUCAUAUGGAGGUGCUGUCUCCCCUAAAGGAUGGGGUUGUUGUUGAUUGGGAUAUUGUUGACAGCAUAUGGGAUCAUGCUUUCAAGGAGUGUUUACUCAUUGAUCCUAAGGAACAUCCAAUGCUACUUGCGGAGCCAUCAUCCAACACUCAACAGCAGAGGGAGAGGACAGCGGAACUCAUGUUCGAAAAGUACAAAGUUCCAGCUUUAUUUUUGGCCAAGAAUGCGGUUCUUACAUCCUUUGCAUCAGGACGUGCUACCUCUGUCGUUGUUGAUAGUGGUGGAGGAUCAACUACAGUUGCCCCAGUACAUGAUGGUUAUGUUCUUCAAAAGGCAGUGUCUUCUUCUCCUAUUGGAGGAGAAUUUCUUACCGAUUGCUUGAUGAAAAGCUUGGAAAGCAAAGGCAUUGUGAUAAAACCGAGGUACUCCUUUAAGAGAAAGGAAAUACAACCAGGGGUGUUCCAGGUAACUCUAGAUAUUGAUUUUCCUUAUACAACAGAAUCCUACAAGCUCUACUCCCAGAGAGUAAUAGCAAGUGAUAUCAAGGAAUGUGUGUGUCGAGCUCCUGAUACUCCAUAUGAUGAAAGUGCAUAUUCAAAUGUCCCAAUGACCCCGUACGAGCUUCCUGAUGGCCAGACAAUUGAAAUUGGUGCUGAUAGAUUUAAAAUCCCUGAUGUUCUGUUUUACCCACCUUUGGCUCAGACAAUUCCUGGAAUGGACAAUUUUGCUGAUAUUUUUCCAUCUGCUCGUGGUUUGCCACAAAUGGUCAUAGAAAGCAUUAAUAGAUGCGAUGUGGACAUUCGGAAAGAAUUGUUUGGCAGUAUACUGCUUGCUGGUGGCACAGCAUCAAUGCAACAGUUGAAAGAACGUCUUGAGAAGGACUUGCUGGAGGAGUCUCCUCAAGCUGCUAGAGUUAAAGUAUUGGCAAGUGGAAAUGCAACAGAAAGAAGAUUCAGUGUUUGGAUAGGAGGGAGUAUAUUGGCAUCUCUUGGUUCAUUCCAGCAAAUGUGGUUCUCCAAGUCCGACAUGCAACUGGCAGGUAUGAAGAGCAUGGAGCUUCGUAUAUACAAAGAAAAUGCCCUUAAGAUGAGGACGAUGGGCUGCAUUUCUUGUCAUGGUAUGAGAUCUAUUUUGGAUUCUAAGUACACCCAUUUGUGCUAACACUUAUCAGAUUGAUGUCGAUUGUAGGUCAAUGUAAGGUAUUCUAUUUACAAAAGAACACAUUAGCUUACAUAUACCAUUAUAAUCAAACUGUUCCUGAUGUCAUUACUCUGUUAAAUUGUUUAAUCCUGUAGCCUUACUGACCACCUUUAUUGUUAUGGGAAACAUAUUUGCAUGAACUUGGUUCAAAUCACUUAAAAGAGUGUAAUGUCUAUUAUUAUUGCCAUCAUUGUGGUGCUGCAUUCAUGGGUAUCGGGAAAGAUGGUUUUUCUUUCUUAUUCAGAUUCUGUUAAUAUUCAGUUUGUAACAAGUUUCUGCUUCGUUGUGCAUUGGGAUAUCUUUGUUAAACAUGGCAUUUUGUUUUGCACAUAAUGAUGGAUGGUUUGCAAACAUUAUUGGAGUGAAAAGCCAACCAAAAGCGAUUGCAUACAACUGGUGUGAAAACAAUAGUUACAGUAUGGCUUUGAAUUAGUAUGUUUGAGGUUUAAUCGAUUAGAGUGGGAGUCCAACAAAUUAGUAUAUGCUAGAUAUAUAUUUGAGGGUUUGAAUUCCAAUAGUAUUUGAGGUUUUAAUAAUUUUCAUGCAAAUAAUAUUUUACAGGUUC